This is a messenger RNA of Fusarium odoratissimum NRRL 54006, 1691 nucleotides long. Its product is annotated as murein transglycosylase. Gene Ontology annotation, cellular component: extracellular region; cell surface. The transcript is spliced from 6 exons. The coding region runs from base 46 to 1638 and encodes 530 amino acids. Gene Ontology annotation, molecular function: beta-glucosidase activity. Gene Ontology annotation, biological process: glucan catabolic process. The record is from RefSeq and is a predicted model, not a curated record. Lineage: Eukaryota; Fungi; Ascomycota; Sordariomycetes; Hypocreales; Nectriaceae.
UGUUUGCACGAUUGUUGACCAAUUCACCGGCUGCUGACUUCAAUCAUGACUACCGGAAUACUAAAGACAGACUCUGAUCGCAUUGUCGACGCAAACGGCGAUGCAGUACUCUUGCGCGGUACUGCCCUCGGCGGCUGGAUGCUUAUGGAGAACUUCAUGAAUGGCUUCCCUGGACGAGAACAUCAGAUCCGAGCAGCGCUCCUCAAGGUGCUUGGCCAAGAGAAGCACGACUUCUUCUUCGACAAGUUCCUCGAAUAUUUCUUCGGUGAAAAGGAUGCUGAAUUCCUUGCUUCAUUGAACUUCAACUGCCUGCGAUUAUGUCUCAAUUACAGACACUUUGAAGAUGACAUGAACCCAUUUGUCAUCAAGGAAGAGGGUUUCAAGCAUGUUGACCGAGUCAUCAAUCUCUGCGCCAAAUAUGGUAUCUACACUAUCCUCGACCUUCACGCCCUACCUGGUGGACAAAACCAGGAUUGGCACUGCGACAACCCGACCGGAUACGCCGCCUUUUGGGACCACAAACACUUCCAAGACCGAGCGAUCAACCUGUGGGAACACAUUGCCCGAAGAUAUAAGGGAAAUCCAUGGGUUGCUGGUUACAAUCCCAUGAACGAGCCUGCUGACUCUGAGUGGAGUCGCCUGUUGGCAUUCUACGACCGUAUCGUGCCAGCAAUCAGGAAUGUUGAUCCUGACCACAUCCUAUUCUUGGAAGGCAACACAUUCAGCAUGGACUUCACAGGCUUCGACAGAGUAUGGGACAACUCGGUAUACGCCAUCCAUGACUACUGUGGUUUUGGGUUCCCGAACAGAAUCGGUAGAUUCCAAGGUACAAAAGAACAGGAGAGCUACAUUCGUAGAAUGUACGAUCGCAAGGUGGAGUUCAUGAAUAAGCACAACGUGCCAAUCUGGAAUGGUGAAUUCGGUCCCAUCUACGAACGAAAGGAGUACAACCCAGACUGGGAAGUCCAGAACCAAGAGCGAUACAAUAUGCUGGAUCGACAGAUGGCUAUUUACACUUCUGAGAGCAUUGCAUGGUCGAUCUGGGCAUACAAAGACGUCAACGUCAUGGGCAUGACCCAUGUCUCCCCAGACUCUGCUUGGCUCAAGCUUCUCGGACCCAUCAUCAAGAAGAAACGUGAUCUCGCUGUCGACUCAUGGGCUUACGACGAUGCACAUCUCCAAGACGGCCUCUUCGGUCCACUACACCAGUGGUUUGAAGAUAACGUCCCUACACAAUACUCCAAGAAGUACCCUUGGCAAUGGCGCAUGCACAUGCAUGUCUUCCGAGGCAUCCGAGGAAUUACCAUGGCCGAGUAUAUGAUCCCUGAGUGGGCAGACUACUUCAAGGACAAGAGCUUUGAGGAACUGGACGAACUCGCUGCAAGCUGGAAGUAUGAGAAUUGCAUGCAGAGAGAACAGUUGAAUGAACUUCUGAAGACAUAUGCGCCCAUGAAGGCCGGUGACAGGAGGCUGGAAGGAAAAGUCAUUGAAUCAGAAGGUACCGCAAGUGAUGUGGCCUCUAAGGAGGCAUCUGUCUCAGGUGUUGGCAUCUUUGAGCUGUCGCCGGAGGAGAAGCUGAAAGCUGAGCUGAAGAAACAACAACACCCGCAAGCCCAACCUGUACCUGUCGCAGCAUAGGCUUGCCAUUAGACAUACCAUGUAGCCAGUUUUAGUAUAAUACAAAAAGCAAG